GGCCGCCGCAGAUCAGUUAUUGCUGCCCGAGCGGCACCGCAUUGCUCGAAAGGCAUCGCUGCGGCCGCGGCGCGGUGCGCGCGCCCGGCGCUGCCCGGCACGCGGCACCACACCAUACCCCUUGUUGCUAUGGCGGACCUGGAUGUCUUCCUCACCGAAGCCCCGGGCAAGAGCCUCUACGCGCUGCUGGGCGUGCCCCACACCAGUACCAUCGCAGAGCUCAAGAAGGCCUAUCGAAGGUUAUGCUUGUGGUGCCACCCAGAUAAAACCCCGCAUCCGCGCGCGGCGGACGCGUUCCUGCUGGUCUGCUCGGCCUUCGAGCUGCUGAGCGAUCCUGCGAGGCGCAAGGCUUACGACGCGUCGCUACGGCCCGCAAUACCAAAGCCGGCCUUUGCCAAGCCGCGUGUUUAUGAGCCGGCCUUUGCCAGGACCCAAGCCGGCGCCUUCUCUCCCAACGCCGGCCGCGGCUCGCGCUGGACGGAUGAGGCCUGGCGGGACGCGGGGAAUUGGCCGUACGACCAGAGGCGACCGGCGGCGUACGACGCGGGGAAUGAUCAGAGGCGGCCGGCGGCACCAUCGGAACCCCGCGUGCGGCCGCGGUCCGCGCCGGCGAAGCCGCGGCCCCGGUCCGCCGGCGUCGAACAGGCACAGAGGCGAUCGCGCGAGCGCGCCGCGGCGGCGCGCGAGCAGCGCGAGGCCAUGGAGCGCGAGGCGCAAGCGAGGCGCGAGGAGGCGGAGCGACGUAGACAGGCGGGCACCGACGAGGCUCAGCGCGCGCGCGAGACGGCGCGGCGCCGCGCGGCCGCGACCGCCCAAAAAAGAGCCGCGGAGGCGCGCAAGAAGUACGCCGAGGCGUCUGCGAAGACGCGCGUUGACGUCCGGCCGGCGUCCGCGCGGCGGCCCGCAAAAACAAAAACCGAAAACGAAGACACGUGGAAGUCCAUCAUGCGCGACCUCGCGGCGCCGGAGCACUCAAAAAGGCGCGCCCUGGCGCACGCGAAGCUGCGGAAGGAGCUCGACCGCCACAAGGCAGAAUGGGACAAGUUCGAGCGCGACUUUCAGAAAUCGGACGCGACGCGGAUGCCGCUACCGUCACUCGAUCGGGAGCCACCGGUCACAGCACCGGACGUCAACGUGCGUGCGCCCGCGGACGACGACGUUGAUGUAAGAGCCGUCCAAAGAGGAGGGCCCUUCGUCGUGCGCCACCGCACGGAGCCAAAAGACCUCUAUGCGUGGGUCUCGCACGACGCCAUGCGCCUGCAAUGGCGCGCUUUAGACAUGGGGGCCGCGGACGGGGCGCCGUGCGGGUUUGCCGCGCUCGACGCCGUCGACAGCGUGCGCGUGCGGCACCGCAAGGGCGUGCCUGUCAUUUGUGUGAAGGAACCGGGGCGGAAGCUGUUCCUGGAAUUGGCGCCGGAGAGCGACCUCUCCGCGGCGACGUGGGCUUCUACUUUGACGCAUUUGGUGCGGCUCGCGCGGGAGUCGUCGGCGUUUAGCUAGUGGGUAAAAUUUAGGCCGUAUGU
Pelagomonas calceolata is the source of this 1523-nucleotide messenger RNA. The record is from the annotation of a GenBank genome assembly. NCBI's taxonomy places the organism in Eukaryota, Pelagophyceae, Pelagomonadales, Pelagomonadaceae.